Molecule: messenger RNA, 2427 nt
Organism: Equus caballus (horse)
Lineage: Eukaryota; Metazoa; Chordata; Mammalia; Perissodactyla; Equidae
Gene: RHOB
Product: ras homolog family member B
Biological process (GO): small GTPase-mediated signal transduction
Cellular component (GO): cytosol
Molecular function (GO): GTPase activity; GTP binding; protein kinase binding
Source: RefSeq, a predicted model, not a curated record
CCGCAUCUGCCACCGCAGUCUGGCUGUCGUUGUGCGGUCUGGUGUACCCUGGGCGAGGCCUGUAGACACCGGGAGGGGGCUAGGCCGGCUCCCCUGCUCGAGCUACCGUUUGUGCACAGAGGCGGCGACCCCGGGCCCGGGGCGAGAAGAACAGCCACCGGCCGGCAGCAGCGCAGAGACGCCCAGUGCGCCCUAUGCUCCCGCGCCCCCACCGCCCCCGCCGCGGCAGCCCGAGCGCACCGAGACAACGCGCCACCGCGGGGCCUGGGUGCAGCUAGCGACCCUUGCCCCCAUCGCGCAGCCCGAGGUGAGCAGUGAGCGGCGAGCGGGACGGCAGCGAGGCGUUCGCGGGCCCCCUCCUGCUGCCCGGGCCCGGCCCGCUCAUGGCGGCCAUCCGCAAGAAGCUGGUGGUGGUGGGCGACGGCGCGUGCGGCAAGACGUGCCUGCUGAUCGUGUUCAGUAAGGACGAGUUCCCCGAGGUGUACGUGCCUACCGUCUUUGAGAACUAUGUGGCCGACAUCGAGGUGGACGGCAAGCAAGUGGAGCUGGCGCUGUGGGAUACGGCGGGCCAGGAGGACUACGACCGCCUGCGGCCGCUCUCCUACCCGGACACCGACGUGAUCCUCAUGUGCUUCUCGGUGGACAGCCCGGAUUCGCUGGAGAACAUCCCCGAGAAGUGGGUGCCCGAGGUGAAGCACUUCUGCCCUAACGUGCCCAUCAUCCUGGUGGCCAACAAGAAAGACCUGCGCAGCGACGAGCACGUCCGCACAGAGCUCGCCCGCAUGAAGCAGGAACCCGUGCGCACAGAUGACGGCCGCGCCAUGGCCGUGCGCAUCCAAGCCUACGACUACCUCGAGUGCUCGGCUAAGACCAAGGAGGGCGUGCGCGAGGUCUUCGAGACGGCCACGCGCGCCGCGCUGCAGAAGCGCUACGGCUCCCAGAACGGCUGCAUCAACUGCUGCAAGGUGCUAUGAGGGCCGCGGACCUCCGCCUGCCCCUGCCGGCGCGGCUCCCUCUCCCGGACCCGCCCCCCACGAGCCCGGAGAAAGGGAGGCCCGCGCCCCCAAGGACCCCACCGGACCGCCUGGCGUCUGCCUUCCUGCUUGGCCGCCGUGGCCUGGCGGCUCUGGCUCUGGCGCCGGGAAUCGGCGUGGGAGGCACCGGGCGCCCCCUUUCCAGUGUCUGUGUGCGUCCGGCUGUGUGGCACAGGCCUGGGCGCCCCGUUGCGUGCCAAGGGUCCCCUGAACACCCUUUUCUGAAGAGCCAAGCCUCUUCAGAGUGUGUGGCUGUGUGUAUGUUCGACUCCCCCCGCCGCGUUUUCACCCCACCCCCGCCUCUGGUCCCCGGAGAGGAGCUUGGCGCCGGGGUGCGGCCGCGCCCCAUCAGAUGUUCGCCCGUACCAGCGAGCGCCUGCUCUCCCUUGUCUGUAACAUAGACCACGGGAACUGCGGGAGGGGAGGGCUGGGGAGGAUGGGAUGUUAUAUAAAUAAAGAUAUAAUUUUAUUUUCGGAGGUAGGAUGGUGUUAUUUAAUGGUGGUGGUGGGUGGGGUGACAGGGCGCUGGAACAGCUCCGGCCCAGCCUGGGUCAGGCGCCCAUCCAAGCAUGAACAGGACUUGGCCAUUUUUCCAACCCCUGGGGAAGACAUUUGCAGCUGACUUGGGGCUGAGAGGACACAGCUUCCGGACUCUUCUCUUGCGCCCCGGCGAACCCCUCACGAGCCACCGGCAGAAGGAGGGAGAGUGUGCUGCGGGUUGAUUUUGCCAUAAGCGAACUUUGUGCCUGUCCUACGAAGUGAAAUUGUUCAGUCCAAGAAAAUGAUGUUAUUUGAUUUAUUUAAAGGCUAAAACUUGUUUAUUUUGGAAAGGAUUCUUUGCACAAUUGUUUCAUUGUUUGACACUUAAUGCACUUGUCAUUUACAUAAGACAGUAGCAUUCUGACCACACUUGUACGCUGUAACCUCAUCUACUUCUGAUGUUUUUUAAAAAAAAAUAAUGACUUUUAAAAAACAAGGAGAAAAGGAAACCACUAAUUUUUGUUUUGUUUUCUUGAAGAAAGUGGCAACACUGUUUUUCGAUUUUAUUUGUGCAGGUAUGCGCACUAUUUUGAUAAAGGGCAGUAACAAGUAUUGGGGCCUAUUUAAAACCUUUUUUCUUUUCUUUCCUUUUUUUUUUUUUUUUUACAAGGCAGUCUCUAGAGCUCUGUGAAAUUUUCUCUGCAUCUUUACAGAGAGUGAACCUAGGCUCUCCUUUCUCCUCCUCCCUUCCCCACCUCGUGGUACUUCUACUAAAUUGUUGUCUUGUUUUUUAUUUUUUAAAUAAACUGACAAAUGACAAAGUGGUGAGCUUAUGAUGUUUACAUAAAAGUUCUAUAAGCUGUGUAUACAGUUUUUUAUGUAAAAUAUUAAAAGACUAUGAUGAUGACAUUUA